GUCAUAGUCAGCUGUGCGGCUCAAAAUUUUCAUUUUAUUCGGGAAAAACAAAUCUAAAAAUUUAAUAAUGAAAGCUAUCUGUUCCCUAAACCAUUACAGAAAACUCGUUAGGAAUGCACAAUUGCGUAGGUUCAGCGCUACAUCAAACCUUGGAGAGAAAUAUAACAGCGACAAUAUACGAAACAUAGGAAUCCUUGCACACAUAGAUGCAGGCAAGACAACAACCACGGAGCGAAUGCUGUUCUACUCGGGCACCAUCCGGUCCAUGGGCGAGGUGCACCACGGCAACACCGUCACCGACUACAUGGAGCAGGAGCGCCAGCGCGGCAUCACCAUCACUUCGGCGGCGGUGUCCUUCCCGUGGGGCAGCAGUCAGAUCAACCUGGUGGACACGCCCGGCCACAUCGACUUCACCAUGGAGGUGGAGCAGAGCCUCGCCGUGCUAGAUGGUGCGGUCGUGGUGCUUGAUGCUUCGGCUGGUGUUGAAGCUCAAACACUGACAGUCUGGCGACAGGCAGCCGGAUACAGAGUGCCUCGUCUGUUGUACCUGAACAAAAUGGACCGAUCUGAUGCAGACGAAGUAGCUUGUGUCAAAUCAAUAGAAGAAAAACUGGACGCAACACCAUUGCUUCUACAUACACCUGUUAGACAUGAAGGAAAGUUAAUAGGUCUACUUGACUUGUUGAACUUGGAGGAAAUAAUCUGGACGCAGGGGCGGGGUCAAAAAUAUACGCGACGAAAACUUACAGAGAAGGAAGAUGGCCAUGUCUGGGAAAACACUAUGACUGGACACAGACACCUUGUGGACACACUUUCAAGUAUAGACGAUAAUCUGGCAGACAUCAUCAUACAGGAGGAAUCCUUAGACAAUAUACAAAGUAAAGACAUAACUGCAGCUAUACGCCGCUGCACUAUCGAUAUGAAAGGUUUCCCGAUCGUGUGCGGGUCAUCUUACAAAAAUAUUGGUGUACAAACUCUUAUGGACGCUGUCGUAGACUACCUUCCUUCGCCAGAUCAAUGCAAUGAGCUUUACAGGUGUUUUGACAAAGAUCUAUCAGCCAGAGCGUUCAAAGUCCAACACGACGACCAAAGAGGCGUGUUGACUUUCCUAAGACUUUACAGUGGCGAAAUAAGUAAAGGGCAAAAAAUUUAUAACCUCGUCCAAGAUCAAAGUGAACAGACGGGUAUAUUGUACGUAGCUUUAGCUGAUGAGUACAAGCCGGUCGAGAAGGUGACUGCCGGUAACAUUGCGGUUGUUAGUGGACUCAAGGUAACAAUGACAAGGGACUUAGUCACUUCUAAUCAGACUGCUGCCAACAAGGCUAAGACCAGACUCACCGCCCGGCUGAGCAAACAGGAAGACUUGGAACGUCUGAUCCUGCCGAGUGCCAGACAAAGACUGAACGCUUUGGACGAGCAGCCAGACGACAGUGAGAAGGCUGAUAUACUCCUCGGAAUUGGCGCGCGCGUCCCGGAGCCCGUGUUCCUGUGCACCAUCGAGCCCCCGAGCGUGGCGUUCCAGACCCCGCUGGAGACAGCCCUGGCCGAGCUGAGUCGAGAGGACCCCAGCCUCAGGGUUGUCAACGAUGACGAGUCUGGACAGAUCGUACUAGCUGGUAUGGGCGAGCUGCACCUAGAGAUAAUCAAAGAGCGUAUAAUCAGAGAGUACAAGAUCGACGUGGAGCUGGGUCCUCUCCAGAUAGCGUACCGGGAGACGCUGCUGGGCGCCGCCCAGAGGAACUUCGUGCUGGAGCGGAAGAUCGGCAGCCAGAAGCAGAUGGUCAAUGUCACCAUGUCAGCCAAAACGGUUAAAGGAGUACCGGCGGAUAAGGUUUUGAGGUUGAACAAAUCACCGGAGAGUGCGGCAAAUCUCGCGCAUGUAUGGACGCGACACAUGACAGCCGUAAAGCAAGGCGUCUCCACGGCCCUGCUGCACGGACCCAAACUAGGCUGCAAGAUGGUGGAUGUGCAGGUGACUCUUCACUGGCUGGAAGUUGGACGCGGGACUUCAGACUCUGUUGUCUCUGCCGCCGUCGUGCAAUGUCUUCGAAAGGUAUUCGCAGAGGCCGAGUCCAUACUCCUGGAGCCGGUGAUGUCUCUCGAAGUGGUGGUGCCGGAGUCGCACUCGGCGCGCGUGCUGGCCGACCUCACGCGGCGCCGCGCCGACCUACAGCAGGUGCACGUGCGGAGAGGAGACAAGGUGAUAGAGUGCUUAGCACCGCUAUCAGAGCUGCUGGGCUACUCGUCGGCGCUGCGGUCCCUGAGCUCGGGGCUCGCCUCCUUCACCAUGGAGUUCCACUCCAACAGACAAAUGACGCCUUACGACGAAGAGAAGGCUAUCAAAGCUGUCACUGGCUUCUAAGGGGAAACCAGCUUGUGUGUAUCUUGAAUUGUGUAGUAAAGGUAAUGGUUGCGUUCGGAGGUUAAUUUCUCUCGUGAAGAAGGAAACCUAUGUUACACAGUACAGUUGAGGAUUUCUCUGAUGGAGCCUAUCAGAAAUGAGGUGAUAAAAAUUGGAAAAAGGUGUGUAUUUUGUAUCUGCCAAAAAAUUAUUAACUGUGGAACGUUUUCGCGAGUGAAGACCAGGACAGACAGUGCAGUGCCAGGAAGAGAAAGGCCGAGGGCAGAGUGGUGUGAAGUCCCGUGAGGCCUAUACCUAACCAAGGAACCCUCAAAGACCUUCACACAACACUGACCAAGGCCCAUGCGCAGCAGUUUGAAGAAUAUCAGUUCUUAGUGGUCAAACAAUAUUUCUCCAAGUAAAAAAUACACAAAUAAGAGUUUUGUAAAUUCAGUUUGAAAACAAUAUUUAGGUCUAGCUUGACCUGAAUAGAUUAUUUUGAUCGCGGCCGAAACUCAAUGAAAUAUCAUUGUAAUUGUUUUAAUGUAAUUUAUAUUGAUGUAAAUAAUAAAUAUUUAAGGAAUCCUA
Plutella xylostella (diamondback moth) is the source of this 2929-nucleotide messenger RNA. RefSeq names its product mitochondrial ribosome recycling factor 2 (gene mRRF2). NCBI's taxonomy places the organism in Eukaryota, Metazoa, Arthropoda, Insecta, Lepidoptera, Plutellidae. Gene Ontology annotation, biological process: mitochondrial translation; ribosome disassembly. Gene Ontology annotation, cellular component: mitochondrion. The record is from RefSeq and is a predicted model, not a curated record. Gene Ontology annotation, molecular function: GTP binding; GTPase activity.